AUGGAAAAGCAGCCUUUACCAACAGACGAUGACAAAACAGAAACCACAGAGGCCGAGGUUGAGCUCUACACUGGUGCUGAGAGCCAGCAGGGCCCGCCUGAGCCAGCCGCCCGAGCAGGAUGGAACAGUAAAAUAGAGUAUUUUUUAGCACAAGUGGGAUUCAGCGUUGGGCUCGGCAACGUCUGGAGGUUUCCGUAUUUGUGUCAUCAAAAUGGAGGAGGUAAAAUCUUACAAGAUGUGCCCCUAUAAAUUCUUAACUUUUACCUUAUUUCCCUGCUAGAUUGUUACCAGGGUCUACCGCCAUUCCUUUACAGCAAUUUUUACGCUGUCGGAUAAAUCACAAGCCGUCAGCUACACUCAAACUAGUUGGAAGUGUAUUUUAAAGUUUUUUUGGGGGUCCUUAAUUUGACAGCUUAGGACAGUGGAAAGAGCAGGAAUUGUUGAGAGAAAGAUCAGUCUACAACACAGAAUAUCUUCUUCCUUUCCUUUAAAUGAAUUUAUAUUGUUGCAACACAAAUUGUGGAGUUUAUCUGCUAACUGAGUGCUUGUCACAUUUUUACCUCAGGGGCUUUCCUGUUGCUGUAUGUGCUGCUGAUGCUGGUGGUGGGCAUCCCUCUUUUCUUCCUGGAGCUGGCAGCCGGUCAGGCCAUCCGUCAAGGCAGCAUUGGCGUGUGGAAGUACAUCUCCCCGAGGCUUGCAGGGAUUGGAUACUCCAGCUGUGUGGUGAGAAACUAAGUGUUAAUGACUGGCCCAAGAAUUGAAACUUUUAGACUGUUUAGUGUUUGUCGUCACUUGUUUGUAUCCAGAGCUGAAAUGCAGUGAGGUGCUCUUGGUUUUCAAGAAAAAAAAAAAAAAAAGCAGAAUCUGCAGAGAGAGCAAGCCAUGAUUUUCUGUAAACUCUCAUCUCUCAAGGCCGUCAGUUAAAAUGUUGUGUCUGUUUUCAUCAGAGAGAUGAGUGGGAACUCGUUUUGGCAAAGCCACACAUCAUUGUCUUUUGACAUCAAUAUUAUUGUUUCCUAAUCUUCUCAGGUGUGUUUCUUUGUGGCCCUUUACUACAAUGUGAUCCUGGCGUGGAGUCUUUUCUAUCUCGGGAACUCGUUUCAGAACCCUUUACCUUGGGAAGAGUGUCCAAAAGAAGGGAAUAUUACAGGUAAACGUGAGGCAUCAAAAGACAUGAGAUGCGGUUAUUUGUUUUUAAAAGUCAAAUCUGCUAAAGCAUCAUCUCUUUUCUUUCUUACAUCAGUGACAGAAUGUGAAAAGAGCUCUCCAACGUCCUAUUUCUGGUACCGCAAAGCUUUGGAUAUCACAGACUCCAUUGAUGAGACUGGUUCUUUCAACACGUACAUUGUCUGCUGUCUGCUGGCCGCCUGGACCAUCGUGUGCCUGGGAAUGUUCAAGGGGAUCAAGAGCUCCGUCAAGGUAGCUAUGAUCCUGGAAACAGUUGGUGUUACAAUAAAGAGUCGUAAACAGGCCGAGUGUAAUUUGGGGUGAGUUCAGCUGAAGACUUAACCUUACAUAACAAAAAUACGAAGAAUAAGAGAAGCCCCUGUGCUACAGGGAAACGCCAACUCAUUGAGAAAAUCGUGGCGCUUUGGGCAAUCUCAGUUUGGUCAAAUCCUGGUCAUGUGUUUGGGCUUAGAUUUCAUUGUUUGACACGGCUGGAAUGUCUGGCUUAGUUAUUGACCUACUACAGGUAUCCACAUUAUGAGUUCAAACAACAGUAGAAAUGUUGUUGAUUUGUGUUGUUCUUGCUUUUACUGUUAAAAUCAACCAAUUUUAGCUUCUCAAUCAAAAGAUUUCCUCCGAGUUCUCUCAGGAGGUUGUUAGAUUGACAAAAAAUGUCUGUCAUUGGUUUGUGUUUUCUUAACAGGAAUUUAUCCCUGUUGAAGAAGACACAAAAAAUAAGUGUGUGAGGGGAGCGCUACUGUUAAUGCUCCAGAGAGGUUUGUUCUGCUCAGGCUAUAACAGGAAGUGUCUACAUUUCCUGCUUUAAACAAAUUACUCUCUCUCUCUCUCUCUCUCUCUCUCUCUCUCUCUCUCUCUCUCUCUGUAGGUAAUGUAUUUCUCCUCCAUCUUCCCCUACGUGGUGCUCUUCUGCUUUCUGGUCCGAGGACUCCUGCUUGAUGGUGCCUCAGAGGGGAUCGCCUACAUGUUCUACCCCAAGGUAUUUUCCCUGAGAACAUCUGGUAGGUUGUCAAGAAGUGGUACAGAUUGGAAAACUCCCCUGACUCGCCUGUUAUUCCUGCUUUAUAUUCCAGCUGGAGAUCUGGGCAGAUGUGCAGGUGUGGAGGCAGGCAGCCACUCAGGUCUUCUUUGCUUUAGGCCUUGGCUUCGGGUCCAUUAUUGCGUAUUCCUCCUACAAUCCUAAGAACAACAACUGCCACCGUGAUGCCUUCACUGUCUCCUCUAUAAACUUCCUCACGUCUGUGCUGGCCACUCUGGUGGUGUUCGCUGUGCUCGGCUUUCGUGCCAAAGAGAAGGUUACAGCGUGUGUGGUCAGGUAUGUCUAUUUGGAGGUUUUUUGUGCUCUUUCUGUGAUUGUUGCAGCCUCUGGAAGCUUUUCUCAAAAGUUGUGACAUUUUUUGGCAUUUUUCUUCAUAACAUUUGCACAUCAACUGGAACAAACACUCCUGUAAAGCUUUUAGCUCAGCAGGCUUAGCAGGCUUUCAAUCUCCACAUAUUUGAUUUAUGUGCCACAGAAAGUGUAAAAAAUAAAAGGAGCCAAAGUGAAUGACAAUGAAAUGCUUCUAACUAUAUAAACCGUGCUCACAAUCACAUACACCUUUUAACUUUGAGUGUUUUUCUUUCACAGUAAUAUGAAGGAACUGUCGGAGCAGUUUCGCCAAGGUUUUGUGGACCAAACCCUGAUGCCAACAUUUGACUAUUCUGAUCCCAGUUCUGUGGUCCUGGAGGACUACAACACCUGGUUUAAACAGCACGGACUCAUGGUCCCUGGAAAUAUGACCGAAUGUAACCUGGAAAAAGAGAUGCAGAAGGUAAAUAUUUGUCACAGAAAUUUUGGACUGUCUUAAGUUGACGUUAGUGGAUUCCUGUUCAGGUGUGUUGUUUGCAGAAGCUAAAGCUUGUUCUUGUUUGUGUUCAGGGUGUGGAGGGCACAGGCUUGGCUUUUAUUGCCUUUACAGAGGCCAUGUCACUCCUGCCUGGCAGCCCUUUCUGGUCAGCGCUCUUCUUCCUCAUGUUGCUCAACUUAGGACUCAGCACCAUGUUCGGCACCAUGGAGGGUAUCCUCGCACCCCUCACUGACCGCUUCAAAACUCUGGCCAACAACAAGACCAAACUGACAAGUAAAUACCUUUCUGUACUUGAUAAGCUUUUACUCGAGUCUCAGCUAGGGCUGCACGAUAUAUCGUUUGAGCAUCGUCAUCGCGAUGUACGUGUACGCAAUAGUCACAUUGUAGAGCCUGCGAUGUCGGAGGCGAAUGAACUCCUAAUUUCAGGGGUAGCUGACUGACAUACACUGCAUUUGACUCUGCAUGUUACUGUGCAUGUGCUCUGCAGCGAUCCAUCAACCACAUUCAUUCUUUACUCAGUUGCUACCCUGCCAGCUGUCAAUCAAAAUCUGAGUGGAGGAAACCACGCCCCUGCGCAUGAAGUUAGUCGCUGGUGCUUCCGGUGUUGUGCCGAAAAACGUGUGCCUGCCGAGAAUAACUUUCGGAACAUUACUCAUCACUGUUUAGCCCCAUAAAUAAGAAUUGUAUGGGUUUUAAAUUGUAUAUUUCCGUGGACCACUCUACUAUAAGCGGUGUGCGUUUCCACGAGGUGCAUGCAAUUCUAAAAGCUAAAAAUAUCUCUAAGACAGACAGAAGCCAUUCUACUAACAUUCACAAAGAGAGGUAAGAUUAGUGCAGGUUAAAUGUUAAAUGAUUUCAGCAGUGCAGCAUGGCAUAAAGUACUAUUCAGGUUAUCUGGUGAAAAUUUCCUGUAUUUUUUUAUAUUGCAGUAUACAGUAUAUCGCAGGGUUGAAAAAAAUUGCAAUGUAAUUUUUUUUCCAAUAUUGUGCAGCCCUAGUCAGCCUAACUUCAUGGAAAGUUUUCUGCCUUAUUUCAAUCAAUCAAACUUUAUUUAUAGAGCACUUUUCAUACACGGUCAUACGACACGAAGUGCUUUACACACACAUACAAAAAAAUAGAAACAUAGACAAACAAUUGCUCUGUUUUUGAGUUUAAACAGGAGAAGUCUCCUCUCUCCAGUCCUUGGUUGUGUCUGCUGUCUUGAAAGUAGUGUAUUUGUCAUGACAUGUCUGUUUUGUCUGUCUGCUGCAGUUUUCAGCUGCAUCAUCGGCUUCAUAAUCGGCCUGCUCUUCACCCAGCGCUGUGGGAACUACUUUGUAAUGAUGUUUGAUGAUUACUCAGCCACUCUUCCUCUCAUCAUCGUGGUGGUUUUUGAGACUUUCAGUGUGUCUUGGCUCUAUGGAGCUGACAGGUGAGCUUUAUUUCAUGUCUGUGUUCCUGCCUUAAUCCUAAAAGCCUUCACUGUCGUGUAAAUGUCAGCUCAUUAGGGUUUUUUAAGGAUCUUCCCUGCGGUUUACAUACUCUCUCCCUAAAUCUAAAGGUUCCUUGACGACAUUGAGGGAAUGCUGGGCUGGCGUCCCAGUGUGGUUUACAAAUACUUGUGGAAAUAUAUCUGCCUCCUUGCUAUGGUGGGUCUGCUGGGAGCCACAACCAUCCGCAUGUUCAUCAAACGUCCCACUUAUGUGGCCUGGAACGAAGACCUGGUAGGAGAAACACAAGCCUCUUUCACAUAUGCACCCUGAAAUUUUUCAAAGUAACUCAUUCACACACAUCUCUCAAAGCAUUAAGUUUUGCUUGACAGUCCAAAGGGAGUUUCUUGUUUGGGGGGUGGUUAGAUACUGGGAAGCAGUACAGUGCACCAAAAGUAUGCAGUGGAUGCCACAGUAACGGUGUGCCUGCUGAAAACGAUGCUGCUUGGCUGAAAAAUUCUCCCCGGUGCCUCUCAUACUCUGCUGCUCAUGAGCUCACUGUUUGCUGAAAUUUUACCAGAGGAUGGGUUUACACUCAUGCAACUAGAGAUGCACCGAUCCAUUUUUUUCCGAUCCAAUCCACUACUGAUACCUGGGCUGAGCGUAUCGGCCUAUAUCCGGUUCCAAUCAAUUACUACUGUUGAAUGAGUGAACUGUAUACCUCGCCCUGUGAGUGAAGGCAUCAGGCUUGUCAUUAGCCCCGUUAAAAAAAACUGUAACAAAUUAACACAGAUAUAAAUUUACUUAAAAUUAUUUAUGAACAAAUUGCACAUUAGCACAUAGCAAAAAGAAGUAAGACUUCCAUCCAAUAAAAAAAAGUGAAUUAAAAGGGGAAAAAAAGACUGGAUCAAUGUCAUUCAUCAGAAAUCCAAUCCAGUUAAUUUGUCAAUAUUGGAGCCGAUGUCCGAUCAAAAUGUAAGGUUCAGUGCAUCCCUACCUGCAACCCAUCCUGAAAAAUUUGUGAAAUUUUCCGGAGUUUGGAGCAUUUGUGAAUACAGCUACUCAGGCAAAAAACCCUUAACAUGGAGGAAAAGAGCUGUAGGGAUGGUUAUAAUUGGUAUACCUGUUUGUUUGUGGAGUCCGAAGCAAUAUCUCCAUCACACUCCAAAAGCUUUGGGAGUUGUAGUCAUCGGACAUGUUGCUGCAUGAGUGAGAAAAACAGCUGUGUAGUCAGCACCUUAAAAAUGAUUUAAUGAUAAAUAAAAAGGCACUGUUAGUCCACCCACUCUUGCUUCUCUUUCAGUUCAUAUUUAUAAUAUCUGCUUCAUCAAUAUUUCAAGUUUACCUUGUUUAGGUUCUUGAAUAAUUGAUUCGUUCCUUGUUUUUCAGGCUUCUGAGGAAACCCUGGAGUACCCUGGCUGGGCCUUGGCAGUUCUGGCCGUCCUGAUCAUAUUCGCAGUGGCACCCGUCCCACUGGGCCUGAUCCACGCCGUUCUGCAGGACAGAACAAAGAAAGCAGCCAGGGACACAGAGAUCGGUCAGUACAGCAUUGUCAGCACUGAUGAGAAGUGUGACACCCCGAUGACGGACAUGUCAGUGCUGGACCAAUUGAAAGACACCGCUGCUUCCUCUUAA
Molecule: messenger RNA, 6076 nt
Organism: Xyrichtys novacula (pearly razorfish)
Lineage: Eukaryota; Metazoa; Chordata; Actinopteri; Labriformes; Labridae
Source: the annotation of a GenBank genome assembly